This is a messenger RNA of Pollicipes pollicipes, 1568 nucleotides long. RefSeq lists its product as uncharacterized. The record is from RefSeq and is a predicted model, not a curated record. Lineage: Eukaryota; Metazoa; Arthropoda; Thecostraca; Pollicipedomorpha; Pollicipedidae.
GGGUCAACUCCAGGUCCAGCUGUCGGCGCAGGCCCAGCACUGCGAGCAGGAAGUGCAGGUCCCUGGCAUCCGCCAAAGGAAACUAUCAUACACGAUUCCAGUUGGCGUUGGCAACAGCUCUGUGCUGCUUCACGUGGUGCGUGACAACUCCAAAACACACCCAAACUCAACGGUCCUCGAGACGUACCAGGUCACAUUCCAAAGGGAUCGACCUGGAUCAAGCGCAGAUGUCGCCACUGUGCAACAAAUGGUCUGCUUUCUGCGGCAGUCGUGUUCGGUGCCGUUUUUGCCGGGUCCGUGUGGGCUCCAGCGUCAUCGUUCGGCCAUCGGUCGGAUGACGUCAUCAGGGGGCGACGGCCGCCCCCUCCCCCUCUGCGCGGCCGACCUCAGCGCGCCAGGUCACUGGGUGCUGCGCUGCCGGAGCUGCGCUGACGCCGACUCCUGCGACUGGUCCAGAGCCGAGUGGUCUGCCGAAGCGUGCCGGUAUAGGAGCUGGAGCCAGCAACAUCUGUUGAGCAUCGGGGUCCUUCUCAGUACUCCAUUAAAGGUCCGAUCAACGAGGCGUACACGCGAAUAUUCCUGCACCACAUGUUUGGUUCGGAGACCACGUGACAGGGCACGUGACAUGACGUCACACGACGGAGCGCGGAUGAAGCCGACUGUUGGGGUUCUCCCAGACCGGCUGGCAAGAGAUCGCAACCCCCCGGUGCGCGGUUUGUGUUCGCAGAACCCAAGUAUUUGUGUCGAUCACAGCAGGCGAAUACCAGGCCUUUGAGUGAUUCGAGACUUCGUGUUUAUUAUCGUGGACUCAAAUUGCUUGGGUUGCCAGGGUGUAGCGUGUUUCACCGGUAGUUUGCAUACCGAAGCCAGCAAGCGCGGGAUGUCGGAUCUUGAGCCCCGUCGAUCGAAGUCUGGAGCGCGCGGGUUUCCACAAGUACAACUGCGUGUCUGUAAUGAUGAUCGUUGAUGUUCUGUGUCGCACAGACCGCCCAGCUGUUUACGCCGAGAUGCGUGUGCGCGCCGCUAGUGGGGGCGGACCAUUGACCACCGGGUAAUACUAAGGCGCAAGUGUUCUCGCUGUGUCCGUCCGAUGAGAUGUGUUGGGACUAUUCGGAAGAUGUGUAGCGGACAAAUCGAAUCCGCUGUUUUGUUCGACAUUAUAUUUAUACGAGGCUGAGCACGACCAAGGCGCUCAUAAUGUUUUUAUUGCGACAGCCGGAUAACUUCUCUCGACAUUCAUGCAUACGUUUGUGCGUUGAAGACGCCAAAUCCAGCAUAGUUGUGUGUUUGAUAUGCUGAGCUGCGGAGCUGUAAACGCAACUGUUCUUCAGAGCGCGUACUGCAUGUACUGCCGGGUCCAGCUCAAGCCAAGUGCUGUGGAAGCGAAAGACUGGCGCAGUGCCGUGGAGAAACACUGUCAAGGUCGACGGAAAUUAGCUUUACAUCUACGGCGCCGCUGAAAACAACAUAUAUCUUUGUACGUUCGUUCCAAAAAGAUGUCUAUGACGGAUUACAUCAGCAUCGGGAGCUCCGUCUGCCUGGCAGUAACAAUUUUUUCAACUAAUUUG